AAAACGUAGGGACUUUUUUGUGAAAUUACGUAACUGACAUUUGACAGUUGUGGCCGCUGAUGUCCGGAACGGAAAUUCAAUAAGAGAUAUUUUCAAAAACUCUUAUUUAAACCAAUUGCUCUCAAAUCACAAUGGCUGCAAAUAUCACAAAGGUUCCCCUGCUUCGAGCCGUAGCGACACGUGGCUACGCCAGCUGCCCCCCAGCCCCCAUCGGAGGCAUCCACGACUACGAAGUCAAAAAUACCACUCUACCCAACAAUUUGGUCGUGGCCUCGGCCGAAAACGAAUGCCCCAUUUCGCGCAUUUCCAUCGUCUUUAGGGCCGGUUCCCGCAACGAAACGCAUGAAAAUGCCGGCGUGACACACACUCUUCGCAUUUGCGCUGGCUUAUCAACGAAAAAUGCCACACAGUUUGCCAUUACACGUAACAUCCAGCAAGCUGGGGCCACCUUGACGGCCACCUCCGAUCGCGAGAUCGUUUCGUACACUUUGGAGGGCACCAGGAAAGCCGUCGAGAAAACGCUUCCGUUCCUCACAGAAGUGGCCACUCAGCAGGUUUUCAAACCAUGGGAAGUGUCAGAAAAUGUCGGUCGCCAAAGGCUUGAACUCGCCAUUCGGCCACCACAAUUGAGGGCAAUUGAUUUGGUUCACAAAGCUGCGUUCCGUCGCGGUCUUGGAAACUCCCUCUACAGUGCUAAAUACAACUUGGGGAACAUUUCAUCUGAGACUCUCCAACAUUACGUUGCCAGUAAUUUCCUUUCCGGACGUGCUGCUGUUGUUGGUUUGGGAGUAGAUCACUCACAACUUGUUAAAUACGCCCAAGGACUAGCCCUUGAAAGUGGGGAAGGUACAUCCAAUCCCUCUCCGUACUUUGGGGGCGAAAUCAGGUCUGACAAAGGGGGCGAUUUUGCAUACGUUGCGAUCGCCGGCCAAGGCGCCCCAUGGAAGAAUUCCAAAGAAGCGCUUGCUGUUUCAGUCCUUCAGAAAGCCCUAGGCGGAGGCCCCAAAGUCAAGUGGGGGUCUGUAGACAAUGGGGCCUUGAGUAAAGUUGUUGGAGGCGAAGGCGAUGCCAAAUACGCCCUCAAUACGUUCAAUGCCAGCUACAGUGAUGCCGGGAUUUUUGGUGUCUUGAUUGCAGCACCGGAAGCCACAGCCGGGAAAAUUGUGCAAGCAGCAUUCAAAUUGCUAAAAGCUGGGAAUUUGACCGAUGCGGAUGUUAACAGAGGGAAGAAUCAAUUGAAAGCGGCGCUUCUUAUUAAAAAUGAGUCUGGUUCAAGCGCUAUUGAUUUUCUCGGAAGUCAGGCGGCUGUUUUGGGGUCGGCGAAAUCGCCAAGUCAGGUGGUGGCAGAGAUUGAUUCAAUCACAACAGCAGAUGUCAAUGCUGCUCUCAAGAAAGUUGCUUCAGGUAAACUAUCAAUAGCCUCCGUUGGCCAACUGCGCACCGUACCAUUUUUAGAUGAACUAAAGUAAACUUAAGUCGGCUUAAUUUAUGUUGUAUAAAUUCUGUUUUAAACUAAACUUAUACAUGUUAGAAUAUGUAUUUGUUUAUUUGUUUAAUAAAAUAUAAAUCACAUUGUAAAAAAA
This is a messenger RNA of Tribolium castaneum (red flour beetle), 1583 nucleotides long. RefSeq names its product cytochrome b-c1 complex subunit 2, mitochondrial (gene UQCR-C2). Lineage: Eukaryota; Metazoa; Arthropoda; Insecta; Coleoptera; Tenebrionidae. The record is from RefSeq and is a predicted model, not a curated record. The transcript is spliced from 5 exons. Gene Ontology annotation, cellular component: mitochondrion. The coding region runs from base 132 to 1469 and encodes 445 amino acids. Gene Ontology annotation, molecular function: metal ion binding.